Molecule: messenger RNA, 780 nt
Organism: Racocetra fulgida
Lineage: Eukaryota; Fungi; Glomeromycota; Glomeromycetes; Diversisporales; Gigasporaceae
Source: the annotation of a GenBank genome assembly
CUUGGGUGCAUUGACUCAAAAAUAGCAGCCUUCGUUUUGAAAAACAAGCACAUAAUCGAAAAGUAUUAUUAUGAUCACCCCUUAUUUUGCCAUGUCGUGGAUAUGACUUUGUUUGGAGAUAAAGACAAGGAUAUACUUUCAAGUUGUUUAAAGCAAAUAUUUUCCAGUGAAUUAUUAUCAUUAUUAAUGAAAUUACCAAAAAUUUGCAAUUUGAGCACUGAACAAAAAAAGGACGUUGAUAGUGCAAUAGAAAUAAUACAAGAUGGAAGGUCUUAUGACCAAUCUGAAUAUGAUUACGAUUCUUACAAAUGCAAAAGUUCUUCACAUCAAAAUGAUCUCAUUACUCAACGAAAGCCAGACGUUUGGGCAACGACUAAUAUCAAUGGUAAUCUUUAUGAAUUAAUGUAUGGAGAAGUUUCUGGUAUGCCAUUCGAUCCGGAUAGCAUUCAUAUUGAGGAAGAUCGACGGAAAUUGUUUAGAUUGGGAGUCAGAGGAAAACGAAAAUUUCAAGUAAUGUUUCUUGAUCAUCCGGGAAAACUCUAUCGGGCUACGUCAUUUACCCCUGUUGAUAUUCCUGUGCAAAGCUCACAAAAACAUAAGUUUAAGGCUUUCGCAAUUAAAGUGUGUGAAGUGUAUCAAGUCCUAAAAAAUAUUGGUAAUGAAGUCAGGUACAUCAUGGACGAAAUUGAUAAAAAUGAAAUUAAUAAUGCGAUCAUUACACCGAUUAAUGGCUCUCCAUUAAACUCACCAACUAUUUCAAAAACACCUCCCAAAAAAUAG